Messenger RNA from Lactuca sativa (garden lettuce), 1191 nucleotides. The record is from RefSeq and is a predicted model, not a curated record. NCBI's taxonomy places the organism in Eukaryota, Viridiplantae, Streptophyta, Magnoliopsida, Asterales, Asteraceae.
CUCACCCCACCCUAUCAGAUGUGUAGUUUUCUCUCCGGACCACCGUUGAGACCACCGGGCCUUCACUCGAAUCAGUCGGUUUCCGAUUUCGCCCCACUAACGAGGAGAUCAUCGUACACUAUCUCUGUCGUAAGUCUCAAUCAACAAUAAAGUUCGUUGGUGUCGCUCCUCCACCAUCAAUUGUCAUCGAUGUUGAUCAAUCUCUACAAACAUGAUCCAUACAGGGGCCAAAGAUGAAACACCGGAGGGCAGGACUAUUUUGGCAUUUAAGUUGUUGUGAAAUCCAACAACCUCAUGCGGCCCUUCAAACCAGAUUCCCCGUACCGCGAGCAGUUAAAAGCCCGAGUCCGUGGGCGAUACAGGAGACGUUAGUUGUAAGGAGUCAAGCUUUUCAGCUGACAACCAAAGAGGCUCGUGCAGCACCUAAUGUGGUUACGGGGACGUUCCUAGUGAACAUAAUUCCAACCUUGGUCCUUUUUUAUUUGGGCACCACCCGAUCAUUUGUAUCUCUUGCUCUCAACAAGGGGUUUGGUGACGGUCAUGGAGAGUUUGAUUACCCAUUUGAAGUGGAGAUCACUAACUACCGUCCAGUACGUGUAUCGAGUAUUCAUCGGGUUGUGUGUUAGAGUUAUUUCAUGUGUGAUAUUUUUUUUUGAUUUGGUUCCUAUACCUAUGCGUGAGAGCAAGGUUAUCAUCGGUAUGAAUUGUUUGAGCCCCAAUGGGGCGAUGAUUAACUGCGGGCACCAGUUAGUUCGGGUUUGAACCCCAAGUGGGGGAGAACUAGUUAUUCCUAGCGAGGGUGCUUAGUGUGGGACCCGCUCUCUGUUCAACCACGAGAGAUAGGAGGUAUCUUUAGUAGGGUUGUUUGAGCUUCGUGGCUUACGUAUUGGAUAGCAGAGAGGAGGGAAAGAGGAAGGUAGAUGAUGUACAGAUCGUUCGAGAGUAUCCCGAUCUGGUCCGGGAGGAAUUCCCUGGAGUGCCUCUGGAGAGACAGGUUGAGUUCCAUAUUCAUCUAGUUCCAGGUGCGACUCUUAACAUGUAUUUCAGGCAAUAUUAAAUAUUUCACACAUAAACAUAUAUUUAAUACUUGUAUUAAAAUACGGUUCAUGAAAGAGACUAUGCACUCACUUGUUAAAGUGAUGACUCGUAAAUAUCUUGCAAAAAAUCCCAUUGCAUUCAAUGAAUCUUUAA